AAACUGAAAAUGGAGGGGUAAAGAGAAAUUAUCCAUGAACUGAAACGCAGAGAAGAAGUUUGGAUAACAUUGGAGUUUGCAGGAAUCACCGGAGGGAUACAGAAAGCUAUGCUGACGAUUCUAUCAAACCCUCUCUCUCCGAAGCUUACAGUUCUAUGUGAAAGCCUCGGGAUCUUGACAUGUCGGAGUAAAAGACCGACGUGUUGUUCGUUGAGUGAAGAACCAAAGUACCAAAGCUUGAGUAGGAGGAAUCUUGUUUACGUUUUAGUUUCUACACCGUGUUUGUUUGCAACGUUACCUUCGUCUGCAAAGACUAAAUCAAAGAGCCCUUAUGACGAGAGGAGGUUACUAGAACAGAACAAGAGGAUACAGAGAGAGAACAAUGCUCCUGAUGAGUUUCCCAACUUUGUUAGAGAAGGUUUUGAGGUUAAGGUAGUAGCUUCAGAUAAUUACAUAAAGGCUGAUUCAGGUCUUAUAUACCGAGAUUUCGAUGUUGGUCAAGGUGAUUGCCCUAAAGAUGGUCAGCAGGUGACUUUUCAUUAUAUUGGAUAUAAUGAGUCUGGAAGACGAAUAGACAGUACUUACAUACAAGGAUCUCCUGCUAAGAUCCGCAUGGGAACCAAUGCACUUGUUCCAGGGUUUGAAAUGGGCAUUCGUGACAUGAAGCCUGGUGGACGAAGAAGGAUCAUCAUACCUCCAGAACUGGGACCUCCGGUGGGACCUUCGACCUUCUUCAGCUCGAAGCAGUUUGAAGUUUUUGACGUGGAGCUGGUUAGUAUCCAGAGCUGUGAGAGGAGGACAAUAGGAUUCUACUCUGAUGUCACUUGCAGUUAACUACCUGAGUGAUGUUAUCGUCACUAAAGCUUCAUUGAAUCUGUACUCUUCUUGGUUGUUCUCUGAAACUCAAAAUAUGCUUAGGCUUUUAUCUUGUGGGGUGGUGGGGGUUUCAUGUUGCAUAGAGCUAGCAAGAUCAUCAUGUAAAGUCUUGACCUUUUUCAUAAACAUGGUUAUCGUUUC
Raphanus sativus (radish) is the source of this 1017-nucleotide messenger RNA. Its product is annotated as peptidyl-prolyl cis-trans isomerase FKBP20-2, chloroplastic. Bases 109 to 834 code for a protein of 241 amino acids. The record is from RefSeq and is a predicted model, not a curated record. Gene Ontology annotation, molecular function: peptidyl-prolyl cis-trans isomerase activity. NCBI's taxonomy places the organism in Eukaryota, Viridiplantae, Streptophyta, Magnoliopsida, Brassicales, Brassicaceae. The transcript has 7 exons.